Molecule: messenger RNA, 855 nt
Organism: Danaus chrysippus (African queen)
Lineage: Eukaryota; Metazoa; Arthropoda; Insecta; Lepidoptera; Nymphalidae
Source: the annotation of a GenBank genome assembly
AUGUAUUAUAUAGCAAUGUUACUUAUUAUUAUAAGUGUUGAAGCUAAACUUAGAAUAUACGUAACAGAUACGCCCAUACAGAGAAUAGGAAGCAGAUUGUACAAAGUAGAUCUACUGUCAGACAAUUUUAAAGACCCGAAAGAGUUAGCAUACGAUUCGUCGAGCAGAAAUCUAUACUUCAUGUACAUGGAUGACGAACUACAGAAUUCUGGACGUGCUAAAAUUAAUAUAAUAACAAAACAGGCAAUGAAAAUCAAAGGAAUUGAACGGAAUAAAGCUACGGCGGUUGACCAAGAAACCGGUGAUGUAUAUUUCGGUUCUGACGAUGGUUUAUACAAAUACGAUCCAGUAGAAAACAAAGCAAGAAAUAUUGGUUUAUAUAACAUGAAUAUCUUCAAACUAGUGAUACGAAGUAAUGAUAUGUAUUUGAUAGAUGCGAAUAAUCACAUGCUUUAUAAGAUAUACGACCAAGGUACUACAGCGGUUAAGGUAGGACAUUUGAAGACUAUAGUGGAAUUCGACGUGGACUAUCAAAGGAAUAUACAUUUGGUGACAAUGUGCGGUGUGUAUUGCGUGUUCGGUGGCAUUGAGGUCAUUAAGAAUAAAGAUCUAUCUAUAGUAUAUCACUUUAUAAGCGAUGAGCAGAAAACCUUCGGUGUGACUGAGGACGGAUUGUAUGAAAUAGACUGUCUAAAUGGGACAGCCAAUCGUGUGGCAAAUUUGAACUUUUUUCCUAGAAGCAUCACUUUCGGUGAUUAUGGAGAUAUUUUUUAUACGAUAGACGAUAAAAUAAUUAGAUUGAAACCACUUAAUUCGUAUACAGUGUAUAAUAUUCAUAGGAAUGAACGUAAUUAA